Capsicum annuum is the source of this 720-nucleotide messenger RNA. RefSeq lists its product as uncharacterized. Bases 1 to 720 code for a protein of 239 amino acids. Gene Ontology annotation, molecular function: nucleic acid binding. The record is from RefSeq and is a predicted model, not a curated record. NCBI's taxonomy places the organism in Eukaryota, Viridiplantae, Streptophyta, Magnoliopsida, Solanales, Solanaceae. The transcript is spliced from 2 exons.
AUGUCAAAAAAAGUUGAAAGGUACUACCUGCUUCCUGGAGAGCAUGAGCCAGAUUCGUAUCGUUCUUUCAAAAGUAAAAAUUUUAAUCCAAAGGUUAUGUUUAUGGCUGCUGUAGCACGUCCUCGAUUCGAUGAAAAUGGAAUUGAGUUGUUUUCUGGAAAAAUAGGUAUUUUUUCGUUUGUAGUUAAGGAACCAUCUAAGCGGAAUAGCAAAAAUCGAACAACAGGAACUAUUGAAACAAAGCCCAUUCAGUCAGUAACUAAAGAUAUCACUAGAGCUUGCUUGAUAGAGAAAGUUCUUCCUGCUAUUACAGCAAAAUGGCCAACUUCUGAUUUAAAUAAUCCUAUCUUUUUACAACAAUAUAAUGCAAGGCCACAUAUUGGUAACAAUGAUUUGGAAUUUAUUGAAGCUGCCCGACAAGAUGGAUUUGACAUUAGAUUAGCAAUCAAAAGUCUUCAAUAUCAAAAGGCCCCUAAAAAUGUUGAUGAAUUAGUGGAAGCAGUGGAAAGAUCUUUUGAUGAAAUGAAAGCAAAACAACUCAAUCAUGUAUUUCUUACUUUACAAUCUUGUAUGAUUGAGGUGAUGAAAGAUAGUGGCGGCAAUAAUUACAAAGUGCCUCAAUUGAACAAAAAUGGACUAGAAAGAGAAGAAAACCUUCCUCUCCAACUUCAUUGUGAUAUUGAUAUCGUCAAUAAAGAUUUGGCUCUACUUCAACAAUGA